GACGGUCACACGCAGCGACGCUUAAGGACUCGCGAGCACGCCAUCGACGACGAGGAAGAGAGGGUCUUGGAUGUAAAAAGCGCCUUGUCGAAGUUCGCUGGCAAAAUGUCCAAACAUCCGAAAAACGAAGAGGAAGUUUUCCAGCGCUUCGUCCAAUUGGGACUUCUCAAUGAAAAAUCCAAUCUAUUCGAGAGUCCGCUGUUCCAGAAUUGGGCUAGCUCAGUUGCAAAAGGGUUCAAAACGAACUCUACCGGGGCCGAAAGGGCCAUUGCUGCGGCAUUGAUGAGGGUGCGCAGCGACAACGACGCGAAUCUGACCACGAUGUUUAUUGGGGCAGAGAAGAGCGCGGACACGAAGGACCUCGCAGUGAAAUUGGAGCAAGCUCAUAUGUCGGAUUGGCUCCGUAACGAACGGUCUGCAGAUGAAGUUUUCAAGCUUUUGAAGUUGGACGAUGAUGUGGAUAACGUUCUGAGUAACCCCUUGCUGGGUAGCUGGAUGGCUUACGUUGAGAAGUUAGAUGGAGAUCCGUACAUGCUCUUGCUUGAGAAACUCAAGACGUCCGAGCUCACAAACACAGCCAAUAAGCUCGUUAUGAUGCUUAAAGAAGCGAAGGAAAACCCCGUUACACGCGCCGUUGCUACUAAAUUGGAGGCAGCACAGCUCGACAAGUGGCAAAAGGAGGGGGAAACCGCGGCUAGUGUGUUCAAGCUGUUGGACCUGGACCAGCAUAAAUUCUUGUUCUUAGACUAUUCCGAUGUGCGGGCCUGGGUGACCUACGUCAUGAAGCUGGAUCCACUAAAGUCGGACGACACGAUAUUAUCUGUGUUGACGUCACACCAUAGCGAGCCCAAUUUAUGUCACAAGCAUGGAGCGAUGCCCCCGACAUGGCAGCAAAGUUUGAAACAAUCCUUUUCAACAAGUGGCUCCUCGAGAAGAAAACGGCGGAUGACGUCUUCAACUUCUCGCUGA
Molecule: messenger RNA, 969 nt
Organism: Phytophthora sojae
Lineage: Eukaryota; Oomycota; Peronosporomycetes; Peronosporales; Peronosporaceae
Exons: 2
Source: RefSeq, a predicted model, not a curated record